AUGAGCUUAAAUAAUUUACCUCCUCAUCUACUCCCCCAGAAUUCGGUGGGUAGUAGUGGUGCUGCAUCUAAUAAUAAUGGAAACAAUAACGCACCACAUCCCGUUGGAACCACCCCACCAACCCAUUCUGAAAAUUCAUUAGUUGAACCUGUUUCUUCUAAUCAUGCUGUACUUUCAACCAUCUCAACCACUCCUCCUUUAUUGACUGAUACUUCUCCCUCGCGCCAUAAUAGUAUCUGGAAUACUGCCACCAUGCAACCCUCAACUCCGAAUACAAAUGUGACUCCAUCAUCAAAUCCACCACCACAACAACAACAAUCAAAUCAACAAUCACAACAACAAGCUCAAAGAAGAGCUUCAGUUGAUAUUUGGUCUCAAAAUAACAUUUGGUCUCAACCUACUAAUAAUCCAAGUCCUCCCUUUUUAAGUUCGCCCUCCGAUUCAACUACAGUUAACACAAAUGUUAACGCUAUCAAUAACAAUAGUAAUAAUAACUACUACCCAACUAUGCCUUUAUCUAAUAAGAGUUCAUUUACAGGCAUUUCCACCAAUUCUUCCUCAAAUGCUUUGUUUCAACAGCAACAGCAACCUUCACAAUCUCAACAGCAACAACAACAAUCUCAAGGCUACCCCACCACUAAUCAAUCUAUGGUCACGCCCCAAGAUGAUUACCAAGGUUAUUCCCCAACAAGUGGUGAUUUAAAUCCUUUUGAAUUAAGAAGACAUUCUUAUAGUGAUAUCUAUGCUUUUGGUAAUGGUAACAAUAACAAUACUAAUAAUAAUCAAUCGGUCCUUGCUCCUGCUGCACCUUUACCUACGUCAUCAUCAUCUGGGAACAUGGAUUCAACUUUUCAAUUGGUUAAUGAAUAUUUUGAAACUGAUCCUCAUGAAAGAGUUAAAGUUACCCUUAAAUUAUUAGAAGAACGUUUCUUUGAUGAAGAAAAAUAUCUUGGUGAAGCUUAUCAAUUACCUAAAUUUUUAACUGAAAAUGCCCUUCGUGAUUGUCAAUUAGUUUUGGUUGGGUUUAAAGCGGGUAGAAUUGAUGUAUUUUAUUUACCAUCUAAUCCAUCUCCUGAUUUAAUUAACUUAAAAGUUGGUGAUUUAGUUAUUGUUGAGGCUGAUCGUGGUAAAGAUUUAGGUAAGAUUUUUAAAUUGAAUAUUUCAAUUGAUGAAGCUAGAUUAAUGAAAUUAUUACAAUUCCAAGAACAACAAGCUGCUUUAAAUGAAUCGGAAUUUGUUGAUGAACAUUUAUCAGUUAAACAAAUGAGUGAAACUAACAAUUCGGCUAAUCCAUCUGUGGCACCUCCAACUUUACAUUUCCCCAAACCCAUUGUAUCAUUAGCUCAAACCAAUGAAAUUUUCCAAAUUUUAAAUAAAAAACAAGAUGAAGAAAAAGCUUGUCGUUUAUGUUUAGCUAAGAUUGUUGCUGCUACUGGUCAACUAAGUAAUGGAGGAAUUAUGAAUGCUAAUUCUCCUAUUAGUUCGCCUAUUUCAACUUUAAGUUCUUCAACUCAAGCUGAUUUAUUACAAAUGAAAUUAAUCGAUGCUGAAUAUCAAUUUGAUCGUAAAAAGUUGAUUUUUUAUUAUUCGACAUCAAAAAGAAUUGAUUUUAGAGAAUUAGUGAGGGAAUUAUUUAGAAUUUAUAAAACUAGAAUUUGGAUGUGUGCUGUGGUUGGGUUACCAUAUACUUUAUCAGGAUCUUCAGCAGUGAAUUUAUCCAUGUCGACCAUGGUCCCACCUCCUCCUACUAGAAGUUCAACUGGUUCUAAUAAUUCAUCUUUCCUUAAUACUAGUCCUACUAGUAGUUAUAGUCAAACCAGAUUGAAUGAUCCUUUUGGUAAUUACAAUAGUAAUAAUCAACAACAACAACAACAACAACCACAGCAACAACAAACAUCACAACCACAACAGCAACAGCAACAAGUACCACAUGGAUUUUUUGAUAGGCGUUUUUCAUUACAGACUACUCCACAAUACCAAUAUUCGAGUAUGAAUAAUGAUUUGGUUCAAAUUCCAAGACGUUAUUUGGCUGAGCAACAACAAUCAAGACCAGGCCCACAACAACAGCAACAACACUAUCAACAACAACUACAACAAUCUCAUCAGCCCGGUUAUAGUCAUGUUAGAAGUGCAAGUUUUAGUCAAGUUCCUCAGCAACAACAAUUCUGGGGCCAACAACAGCAACCACAACAGUCAGUACAACAAGCUUCAUACGGUCAGCAACAACAGCAACAACAGCAACCACCACUUUCUUCUCAUUCAUCACAACAAUCGUUUCAAUUUCAUCCUUCUCAACAACAGUUUCAAUCAUCACAGGUUCAAUCACAAUCUCAAACCCAUACCCCAUUACGUGAAUUACCAUUCAGAAAGGAAGGUGAAGAUGGUUCGACAUCAUCUUUUUCAUCAACUUCUGGCGAUUCACCUUUUAUGUUGAAGAGUUUAGUUGAUUCCAUUAAUCAUUAA
Messenger RNA from Scheffersomyces coipomensis, 2463 nucleotides. RefSeq lists its product as uncharacterized. NCBI's taxonomy places the organism in Eukaryota, Fungi, Ascomycota, Pichiomycetes, Serinales, Debaryomycetaceae. Bases 1 to 2463 code for a protein of 820 amino acids. The transcript has a single exon. The record is from RefSeq and is a predicted model, not a curated record. Gene Ontology annotation, cellular component: cytoplasm.